AUGUCCUCCACACCACCCACCCCCCUACCCACUCUCUGGCUCUUACCCCCUCCCUCCCUCCUCCCCUCCCCACAUCACCCUGCCAUCGAACCCGCAUCCCUCGCCAUCAGCGCCCUCCUCGGUUCCCUCGCCCUCGUCUUCAUAACAACCUUCCUCAUCAGGAACCCUCAUAAAAGAAAUUUCCUGGACGGCACAAGCGGAACGCCGGAGGAGGAGCAAGCAGAAAAGCAGCUUACUAUCAGUGGUCCUCUGGGUACUGUGCUAAGAAGGAAUGGGAAUGGGAAUGAUGGGAAUGAUGGGAAUGAGGGGAAUGAGGGGACGGGGCACCUGAUACCGAGGUUGUGGUCGGGGUUCUCGAGCUCGAAUGAGGAGAUUGGACGGGUUGGGCAGGGGGUAGAGAGGAGGAGGGUGGUUGAGCUUAAUAAUAUGCCAGCGAGGAUGCCGGAUACAAGUCAUAACGGUAUGACAGCGUACCCGCCUUAUCCGGUGGAACUAGACAUUCUCCCACGCUCACCCCAGAGCAUCCAUCAUCGUUAUCCGGAUACGUACGCUGGACGCCCAAUACCACCACCACCGCCACCUCCCAAAAUCCCAAUCCUACUCCCCCAACGGAAUCCCAACCUCAACACCUACAACACCCCCAUCAACCCCAUCAACCCCAUCAACCCCAUCAACAACAGGAACCAAAACGGCGGAAGUUCGCGUCCCCCUCCCCUACGCCCCGCCCCCCGCAACCCACGCUACUCCUUCGGCGACGACGACACGACCGUUGUAGGCGACAAAGCAGACGUCGAGACUCUGCGGAGUGAUUUGAGUUUUCCGGAUACGGAUUCGGAUAGGGGUUCGGAUAGUGCGAGUUAUGAGGAGGGGAGGUGGAAGGGUGGGGAUGUGGAUGGGAGGGGGAUGGGGUUGGUGG
Messenger RNA from Alternaria arbusti, 916 nucleotides. RefSeq lists its product as uncharacterized. The transcript has a single exon. The record is from RefSeq and is a predicted model, not a curated record. The annotation marks the transcript as partial. NCBI's taxonomy places the organism in Eukaryota, Fungi, Ascomycota, Dothideomycetes, Pleosporales, Pleosporaceae.